AAACGCGUAAUGCGAGGUGGUGUUGGUCGCGUGGUGGCGCAUGACGAUGUGUUAAACCGGGCAAAGCAAAGUCAUACGCGGGGCCAGCGCGGCCCGACGCACGCUUGUGAGGCGUAACGUAACGUGGGUAUACGUGCCUCGGUACCACCAACACAUCCUCCUCAAGACCCCGGCCGCGGAGCGAAGCAGGGGAACGAACGGCCGGGCGACUCGCCGCUAGUUACUCGCUAUCGCACGUGCACGUCGCACCGCCAGGUUGUGUAGAUGGUACACGGCCUGCGUUACAUUCGGUUACCUGGGGAAAAAACCAAAUUUCGCUUGGUUCGCGUAGCGAGUAACGCGCGUUAGCUUUGUAAUUUUUUCGCGUAGCGUGACGUACCCUCCCCGCCUCCCGCCUCUUCAUAUUUUCAUUACCUUCCCUGCUCCUCUUCCCUCCUCGUCGACGACAUGCGACGCCGCGUUUCGCGCUACGCAAGCAAAAUAUUUGUGGCCUCUGCAGUUUCAUCCCUUCGUCUCGGUGCCGUUGGUUGGCUCGCGUCGUAGCCGUGUCGCUGCGAGUAGCCGUAUACCUAGGCGGUGGUGGUGGUGGUGGUUAUACGUCGCGAGUGAAAACGCCUGCGAAAGUGAAAGAACGUUAAAUUAGCCGGAGGUAAAAUCGCGACGGCGACGCUGUGCUACGGAAUUUCAUAUACGUAAUUAAUAAAUUCACCGAUACGAAGAGGGAAACUGAUCGGGGGAACCGUCGCGUACCCGUUCGAUCAGCUCGCCUUUUUAUUUCCUCCUCGGAAUUACCUAAUCUCGAUUCGGUCGAAAGUUCUUUCUCGGUGAAUUCCGUGAUUCCGGAGAGCGAAAAACUGACGUGAAAAAGAGCAUGUGCGCGCUCACCGUAACGCGUGGAUAUCCUCUUUCCUGAUAUCCUCCGCACGCUUUCCUUUUCAUCGUCGAUCGAACUUAUGAGCGAUACUCCGUAUAUCGGAUGAUCGGUGAUUAAAAAAAAAAAAAAAAAAAAAAAAAAAAUGCCAGGGGAACGAUUAGUGCACAGGUGCAGUGCUUCGAUGUCCGCGUCAACGUUGGAGUUUUCGGGCGGUCCGCAGGAGAGAAAAAGUCACCGUUCUUCGUUUCGCUGCGCUUUUUUUCAUCGCGAAUAUUAAUCAAUCGCUCCAUUAAUUAUAACCCCGCCUGCGAGUAUCUCGCGUCUCCAGCGCUCCGUGGAGAAGGGAGGGCCGGUGAAUUUGAAAAGCGAAUUACUUCUAUUAAAAAUGCUCGUUUAUCCUGGAAGCAACGAGAGCAUUCUGGGAUAUUUCACCAUCAAAGACUCGCAAGAUGUCGACUUGGACGCUAUACUCGGCGAACUCUGCGCACUCGAGAGGAGAUGCGACGGCGAUAUCGCGGCGACGCCGGCACCCGAUUCCCAGAGACAGGGGAGACCGAACAGCGCCAGAAUCAACACCGCAGAGAAUACGGACAUCGGGAAAAAUGACGGAGGAAUGCGGACCGACAGUCCUGACAACGACAGCGCUUUUUCCGACACCGUCUCCAUGCUAUCGAGCGAGAGUUCCGCCAGCAGCAGCGGAUCUGGACACAAACCACCUCAGAACACGAUGCACACGGUUCCCCAGCAGCAGCCGCAUCACCUCAUGGACGCUGCGGGGCGAGCCAAAGCGGAAAAAAUUCGUUUGGCGCUCGAGAAAAUUCGCGAGGCCAGCGUGCAAAAACUUUUCAUCAAAGCCUUCACUCUGGACGGUAGCGGAAAAAGUCUCCUCGUCGACGAAGGGAUGAGCGUUGCACACGUCUGCAGACUCCUAGCUGACAAAAACCACGUCCCGAUGGAUCCGAAGUGGGCGGUGGUCGAACACCUCCCCGAUCUGUUCAUGGAAAGAGUUUACGAGGACCACGAACUUUUGGUGGAGAAUCUUCUCCUGUGGACGAGAGACUCCAAGAACAAAUUGCUCUUCAUGGAACGUCCCGACAAAACUCAUCUCUUCCUCACACCGGAAAAAUUCCUGCUCGGUCCGUCCGACAGAAGUAGCGCCGAGUACGACGACCAUUCGCGUAACAUACUACUCGAAGAAUUUUUUUCCAGCAGCAACGUCGGGGUACCUGAGGUCGAAGGUCCGCUUUACCUGAAAUCCGACAGUAAGAAAGGGUGGAAGCGGUACCAUUUCAUUCUGCGAGCGUCGGGUCUUUACUACUGGCCGAAGGAGAAGGCAAGAAACGCGAGGGACUUGGUAUGCCUGGCAACGUUCGACGUCAACCAAGUUUACUACGGGGUGGGAUGGAAAAAGAAGUACAAGGCGCCCACCGACUUCUGUUUCGCGGUUAAACACCCUCGUCUUCAGCAGCCAAAAUCGACCAAGUACAUAAAGUUUUUGUGCGCCGAAGACAGCGCCGCUCUCGAACGAUGGAUGAUCGGAAUUCGGAUAGCGAAGUACGGAAGACAACUUAUGGAAAAUUACAGAACCCUCGUAGACGAAUUGGCGCAAGAAGAUCUCGAUCUUUUGGCUCAUGCGCGUUCAUGCUCCGUUAGCUCAAUCGCUACGCCUCCCAAUCAGACUCAGUACAAUACCACCAACGAUAACGCCAGACAAUUCACGGAGAAUUCCAGGCACGUCGUUAACGAGGGCAGACUCAGCAGGGCUAGUAGCUCGAGUUCGUCGGGCUGCAUGUCCGACGGAGCUCCCAGCAGUUGCGAGGUGGCGUUCGAGUGCGGCGAAUUUCCUACGGGUACGAUAAAGCGAAAGCCAUCGAUGAACCCGAAGCUACCGUUGACCUCCAUAACGCGGCAGCUCAAAGAAGUCGGCGAGACCGUCCGCGACGAACCCGACAGUUGUCCGAGUCCGACGAGUUCGGGAUCGGGAACUCUGACCAGGAGGCACAGCCGGCGGAGAAGUGGAACCGACUCGGAUGGCUCGGGAACUCUGAAAAGGCAUCAUAGGUCGGGAAACGCCACCCCCGUCAGUCCCGUGCCACCCGGUACUCCGGUCAGGGAGAGAAAUAGCCCCAUAAUUUACUCCAGGACGGAAAAUAUCGAGCCCAAAACUCCGACUAGUCCAAUCCAGCAGUGUAUGAUGGAUUCAAUAACGUCGCUUCCUCCGCCCCCGUCGCCACCGAGGGGCACCGACGACGCGGAAUUCGACGGUGAACCGCUUCCUCCGCCACCCCCGGAAAUGUUCCGUUCGAACCUCUCCCUGGACAGUCUCCCUCCUCCUCCCGCUCCCGGUGAAAUUCCGACCUGCCACAGUCCCGACUUGACCGGCUCCUCGCUGAGCCUCGCGUCGCUCCCUCCGCCGCCGAGUCCUCUCGUCGGGGAAACUGGUACGAUAAGACGCGCCAGGCCCAAGCAAUCGACCCCAACAAAUUCGCUUUCCCCCGACGUUACGCCCACGCGCUCGCCCAGACCCGGAAUUCAGAUUUACGCGUCGCAAAACAACGGGCAAAUUUAUCCCGGUAGCCCCACGCUCCACGGCUCCAACGGCACCGGCAGCUCGAACGGAUCGAACUGCUCGACUCCGACGAAUUCCUACACGACGACGAUGGCACCGACAUCGCCUACCACUCCGAGUACGCCCACGUACGGGAAUCCGGGGUCUCCUUGCUUCGCCGCGGUUCCUCCCCCCUUCGUUCCACCCCCGGCUUACGGGACGCAGCAUAAUUCCAUUCCAUCUAGGCAAAACUCUAAAAACGAAUCCAUCUACGGAGGGUCCCUUCAAAUGAGUGGUAGCCAACCGAUCAGGCCGAAUCCGAACAUGGACACCGUACGCAGGAGCGCUCUCAAGCAGGGGAGCGGCCAUUACGCAGCCCCGCCGUACCUCGCCGAGCUUAAAGCCGCGUCGAGUCCUCAGCCGCAGAGGAGGGUCACGAUCCAAGAACCUCCGACGUCUCCCAAGGCGAAAACUGGUACCGGGAAGAAGAUAUCCUUCAAUUUACCCCCGCAGCAGGAACCCGGGAGUCCGGCGCUCCCUCAGAGGAAACCGAUGCCCCCGAGGAGGUCGGACAGCACGAAAUUAACGUCACCGAAGAAACUCGCGGCAUCCGACCAAGCGCCGCCCGGGGACUUCCUCAAAGACCUCCAGAGGGUGAUGAGGAAAAAGUGGCAGGUGGCGCAGAAGUGCAAACUCGACACAACCACAACGCCCCACGAAGUUCUCGGAUUUCGGGAUCCUCCGCCCGCCAUUGCCGACUACAGGGAGACAAACGUAUCGAAUUGGGUCCAGGAACACUACGGGGCUGACAAUCUUUACGAAAAUGUCUACGCGACGGACCCGAACGCCCCGGUAGAGUACGCGAACAGUCCCACGAGGCACGCGGGUGGCGUCAGGUUCGCGGACGAAGUCAAUACGAACAAUAUCGCGAACGCGAUCGCUGGCAAGAGGCGCCCACCCCCACCUCCUCCCAAGAGGGCCGACACCACUCACCUCACGACGAGGGCCAUGCACUGACAAUAGCCAACGAUCGAAUCUCGCUUAGAAGAAGAAACGCCGGGGGAAGAUCGUGUCCGUCAAUGGUGGAGAUGCUGUCUCUGCACCUCGUGGAAACAUUGAUCCGAUUUCGCCGGUUCACCGGUGCUCGUUUCAGGGCUCGUGAUAAUUAUCACUGCCAUGUGCCACUUGUAGGAGUACACGAGUCUUGAUUCGAGCGACGAUCGAAGCCCCCUGGAAACAUUGGACUUGCCGUAGAAAAUUUGUAAAUGGCAAAGCGCGCAAUCUUCUUCCUGUAAGCGAGAGAACAGAUCGACGGGAAGGACGAGGUGAUUACAGGAUUUCGGUACUCUCGACGCAGAGAUACCUUUGUAUACUUCAUCUAACACGUAGAACAUCAAGUUUUUUUUUUUUUUUUUUUCUAAUCAAGGUGCUUUACAAACGUUAUAUAGUUACACUCUUAUACACUGUGACUCUUCAUACAAAAUUAUUCGUAUAAGAAAAAAAAAACAGACAAACAAACACAAAAUAGAAGAAAACGAAAAAAAGAAACUCAUACGUUGAUAAUUUGACGCAACAUCGCACAACCGUUCUGUGGAGCUACAAAGUGUUCCGGAAUUUCAUUCAUUAGUCGUUCGUAUCGGUGUAGAAGAAAAAUGCAAAAAAUUCUGGGUAUUCCAGCGUUGACUAUCAACCGGUGCCAAAACAGGUAGUGAGGAAUGCCUCUAGUCUCUGGGAGCGCGAUAUUUCCGUUGGAUUAAUUUUUAUUACAGAGAGUAAUAAUUUCGGUUGAUUACAUUAUUUUCCGGACCACAUUCUACCAUCGAGGAGACGCACGAUUGCAUCAUGCGCGAUAUUUACCGCCGUUUACGACACCCUAGAGUCCGAAUGAUUAACGGAUUAUGGAUAUGAUAGGCUAGAUGAAUAUAGGUGGACUUCGAUGUGUCGUUUAUAAGUUUGUACGCGUCGCGUCCGUACGUUGGGUAGUUUUCGCGUCGCAUUUGCUGAACUCCGUUAACGAGUAUACCUACUACGCGUUUAAUAUACCAUAAUAUACGAUUACUAUCGGACAGUUUUUACAACCAAGAUCUCGUUUAUGCCAUUUUUUGAUAACGAUAUACAUAAAUAUCUAGUUAGAGAAAAUACCGAAUAACCAAUAUGCAUCGUGAAUAAAUUCGGAAUACGUAAGUUAGUAAAGCGGAUAAAAAAAAAAAUAUAUAUAUAUAUAAUUAUAUAAAAUAACGUAAAGAUAAAGGAUAAACCCAACCGUACCUACCUACCUACUCGUAAAACUCGUAUACCUACCUACAACUACAUAUUGUAUGUGUAGUAUGUCCACAAAUUUUUUUAUACGCGUAUCGUAUAUUCCCCUAUGCUGGAUAUACGUGUAUUCGUAUAAUUAUUUGUGCGUAUGUGCCGUGCGCCUGUUUAAUUAACAGAGGAGGAAUUCGAGGGAAUAAUUUACGUACACACACAUACCUAUAUAUAGUUGUAAUAGUAAAUGUGCUGCUCUGCUGAUUGUUCGAAUGUCAUAGGUAAAUGACCGUAUUGCAACUGUAAAACUAUCCAUAUUAUAUUCAGUAUCGAUCAAGGACUAUAAUUGCAUGUAAUUCAGAGACGCUCGGUGAUUUGAUAUUAAAUUUGAUGUACGUGCAAUUGUACGUGCCCUUCGAAUUUCGCAAAUGAUGAAAAAAAAAUGGAAUUUCUACUGUACGAAAGGAAAAAAUCUUUCAACGGUGAGAUGGUUCUUUUCGAAAAUGUUAGAGCGUACACGUUCUAUUUACGGCCAAAGUACUUUUCGCGCCUUGCAUGAUAAAAAUUAUGUCGGGGAUGCAUCAGGAGGAAAAUUAACGAAUUCCGAAUUCCGAAUUUCAGUUUUACGUUUCAAGUUAUCUCGUACACUACAAAAAAGGUACAUAAUAUUAAUAAAUAAUGACGAAGAACCGACGAUUUGCUGAUAAUAAUUAACAGAUACCGUGCACUCGCGUAAAGGUGGAAACGACCUGCGUGUCGUAGGUUUUGAUUAAUUUACCCGCAUACAUAAUAAAUACAUAAUUAACGCGUAAUUAGGAAAAUGCGAAAAAAAAAAUAACGAUAUUUAACAUGAAAAUAAACUCUAUUUAUUAGCCAACGACCACAGUAAUGAGAUUUUUUUAUGUGUCGAUCGAUGAGAUAACUCGACACGAUUAUUAUACGUAUGAUGUAAUGUAUAGACCGCCGAAUUGUGAGCUCACUUUCAUUACCUUUGUACGAAUAUAAAUUUCGACGCAGUCCAUUUAUUCAUUCACUUAUCGUCAUCCUCGUGGUUGCUUCGCUACCUUUCAUUCGAUGCCGGUCUGACGAUAUCUUUUUGAAAAUUUUUUCAAAUCUCAUAAGGUAAGGUAAUCGGGGUCGAUUGAAAUUUUCUUUUCGUAAACUUUUUUAGGCGAAAAUUCCUCUAGGUAAAAUUUCAGCUUCACGAAGCGUGGCGUCUCGCAACCUGUCCAAGGAAUGAAUCCGCUUCCGCGAUCUAGACAAAUAAUGUUCCCUAAGAUUUGAAUAAAUUACUAAAGAGAAAUAUCGAAUUAUUGAAAUUGAUAGCGAAUGAAAAUUUUAAAUGAAUUGCUCGUUGGCGAGCACAUAGUGCAAUUGGCAGACAUUGUUUGAAUUCUGAAUUAUAUUAUUGUAAACGAAAUUUUUUAUUACAUAUAUCGUAUCUUUUUAAAUUAUAAUUAAGUUGUACGUAUGUUUUUGUAAAUAUUGUAACGAAUGGUACUACGAGAAAAAUUUUUAUUGAAAAUAUUAUAAUUGAUUAAUAUAAACACACUAUUUAUGAAUGAGAGAAAAAAUAACAAAAAAAAAAAAAAUAACAAAAAAAUCGUACACAUCAAAAAUAUCGUUUGUCACAAUUUAAAAAAUUGUUUUCACAAGACGUUUGACCAUUACAUACCAUCCAUUACGAGCUACACCUCAUUUGUGCUUUCGAAUUACCUUGUAAUGCUUUUUCGAGCCUAAAGGCAAACGGUAAUAAUUUCGCCACAUUUUUAUUUUUAUAAUUGUGACAAUACUUUUAUUUUGAUAUUCAGCGCCCAUUAUUAUAUGAGUACGAAUACAGAAAAAAUGCGCGGCAGUUAAAAUAUUGUAGGUAUUAUAUUCAUGUUUUUAUGUAAAUAAAUUUUUCGUAUAUUUCA
Molecule: messenger RNA, 7588 nt
Organism: Athalia rosae (coleseed sawfly)
Lineage: Eukaryota; Metazoa; Arthropoda; Insecta; Hymenoptera; Athaliidae
Product: ras-associated and pleckstrin homology domains-containing protein 1
Exons: 8
Coding region: 1260-4439 (1059 amino acids)
Biological process (GO): signal transduction
Source: RefSeq, a predicted model, not a curated record